This is a messenger RNA of Pristis pectinata (smalltooth sawfish), 2810 nucleotides long. It is a transcript of the gene snx5, whose product is annotated as sorting nexin 5. NCBI's taxonomy places the organism in Eukaryota, Metazoa, Chordata, Chondrichthyes, Rhinopristiformes, Pristidae. The record is from RefSeq and is a predicted model, not a curated record. The transcript is spliced from 13 exons. Bases 53 to 1279 code for a protein of 408 amino acids. Gene Ontology annotation, cellular component: endosome. Gene Ontology annotation, molecular function: phosphatidylinositol binding; dynactin binding. Gene Ontology annotation, biological process: pinocytosis.
GUCGCUUCCUGUUUGUUCAUAAACAACGUCCUCAGAGCUUCUGCUUCAAGUUAUGGGAUGGAGUGGGUACAAUUUAAUCAACCACGUUUCAAUCCAAAUGAGAUGGAAUUGCACGUUUGAGCAUCUGGCUUCAGUAUCCAUGGAGGGAGAGCCCCUGCUGCUGGUUGAUAUUCCUGAUGCGCUCAGCGAGAGGGAGAAAGUUAAAUUCACUGUACACACCAAGACCACCUUGCCAUCCUUCAAGAAAUCUGACUUCUCGGUGAUCCGUCAGCAUGAGGACUUUGUCUGGCUUCACGACGCCCUGCUUGAGAAUGAGGAAUAUGCCGGGAUUAUUAUUCCUCCAGCACCUGCUAAGCCUGACUUCGAUGUUGCAAGAGAAAAGAUGCAAAAGCUGGGAGAAGGUGAAGGAUCCAUGACAAAGGAGGAGUUCAGUAAAAUGAAGCAAGAACUCGAGGCGGAGUAUCUGGCUAUCUUUAAGAAGACUGUGUCCAACCAUGAAGUGUUCCUCCAGCGACUCUCGAACCACCCUGUGUUGACCAACGACCAUAACUUCCAUGUUUUUCUGGAAUAUGAUCAGGAUCUGAGUGUCCGCAGUAAAAACACCAAGGAGAUGUUUGGCGGCUUUCUAAAGAGCAUGAUGAAGACUGCUGACGAAGUCCUCAUCUCUGGGGCCAAGGAUGCAGAUGAAUUCUUUGAACAUGAGAAGACAUUCCUUGUAGAAUAUGGCACCAAAAUUAAAGACUCUGCACUAAAAGCAGAAAAAAUGACAAGAACUCACAAAAAUGUGUCUGAUGAUUACAUUCAUUUAUCCUCCUCCUUUAAUGAGCUUGGGGUGGAAGAAAAGUCUCCAUUGACCAAUCACUACGUAAAACUUGCUGAGCUGUUUGAAAAGCUUAGGAAAGUAGAAGGAAGAGUGUCCAGUGAUGAAGACUUGAAGUUGACAGAACUGUUAAAAUACUAUGUGAGGGACAUACAGGCAGCUAAGGAUCUUCUGUACAGGAGAGCCAGAGCUCUUGUGGAUUAUGAAAACUCCGGAAAAGCUCUGGACAAAGCUCGGAUAAAGGGCAAAGAUGUGAAACAGGCAGAGCUCCACCAUCAACUGUGCAGCCAGAAAUUUGAGAAACUGUCAGACUCUGCCAAGCAAGAGCUGACUGCUUUUCGAACUAGAAGAGUGGCAGCAUUCCGCAAAAACUUGAUCGAGAUGACUGAGCUGGAGCUGAAACACGCCAGAAACAACAUGCAGCUGCUACAGAACUGUCUGACCACACUGAGUAACUAGCACCACGUGACUGGAUGACACCGGGGAUUCUCAGUCUGACCUUAUUUCACCCACUGAAGAGACGUAUUUAUAACCUGUGGCCCAAAGUCAUCGCUUACCUGGCUGCUGCCGCUUUGACUAUAGUCACAAGAUGGAUUACGCGUGGUUUCACUCUGUCCUUUUAACAGUGUGUCCCUGCUGCUGCUUAGCUCCUAAAAGCUUGGAUAAAGUGUAAAGUAUUUUUUUUAAAGAAGCUAAGCUUUGUUCCACACAAGUGCCUACCUGUUGUGGUACUUCAGAGUUCCAAAACUGAAGCUGGACCAAAUUUUGUAAGCUAGUGUUCCAAUGCAAAGUUAAUUUUGAUACAAAUAGCAAGUGUAAAAUGGACCUUCUACAAUAAUGCAAAUCUAGAUUAACCAAGUGACGGUUCAAAUCAAAUUGUGUGAACUCUGAUUUAACAAUUCUUCCAUUUAAGUGUGUGUGAGGACCAAUUUUUUAUCUGAACUGAAAUGGAGUCUUCCUAUUUGUAAUACUGCACUAACAAUUCCAAAUUUAAAAAAAAAUUGUUACUGAUCAGACCCACUUUUGAGUUGGUCAUAUGGACUGUUGCAGUGUUACUCCAUUUGCUUCCUAAGCACAAUUUGCAAGAAUUGAAAUUGAAAUGUAAGUAAUUGCAAGAAGGUUUCUAUUGAGACUGUCCAGGUUUGCAGUGAUUGAAGUAUGGCCCUUCUUUGGGUUUAAUAUGGAUCCCCUUUAUUGAACCCUAGUUAAAAUCUUGUAAUGACUUUUGGGUUUAAAAACCCCCUGAAGUGGCCAGCCAUCUGAAAAGUAAUUGCAACAUGCAUGUGCUUUUUCAGUUUUAUUCAUAAAAGAAUCAGAGUGCAGGAUAUUAUUGGGAUGACUCUUGUAUGUUGAGUUGGAGGAGGAAGUGGCAGUUUAGUUAUGGCUUUUAACUCUGUUCAAAAACAGUUUUACAUACAACCAAAUCCUAACUUGGUGUCUGCCACAUCAGGUAUCAGUGAAUGAGCUUCUGUUGAAUUUAAGAGUAUCUGGAUUAAUGAUUGCUGCCCGUGUCUGAGUAUAUGGAACAAUGUUCUACCCCAAACUUUGAGUUUUGGCUUGGCUUUGCAGUCACAGGUCUUACUGUAAUUCUGCCUGUGCUGAUCUCUCUCCCUCUGUUCCUUCUCUUUUGUGUUGGUCUCCUUCAUUCUUCCCCAGUACUGCUCCCCACACUCCAAAGCUGAUUUUUAUCCCUGUUAUUCAUCAUCCUCUGGUUUAAAAUCAGUAACUUUUUUUUUAAGAUAACUCCAUUUGUGAAAGCAGCAAUUAGAUUGUUUACUAUCUGAUCAGACAGAAGCCAGGCAGUACAGUGCAGGCAGAAUUUCUUUGCUACUCCCCUUCCACCCCAAUUUUUAAAAAACAUCAUUGGCAUUUCUAAUAACUCCCGGUAUGGUGCAUCUGCAUUAGAGCAUGUUUUUGCCUGUGCUGUUUAUCACUGCAAAGCCUGUGAUGCCUGUUGAAGAAAUUUGAACAGUAAAGAUGUUUGAAGCUG